Candida tropicalis MYA-3404 is the source of this 297-nucleotide messenger RNA. RefSeq names its product Hsk3p (gene HSK3). Gene Ontology annotation, cellular component: DASH complex. The record is from RefSeq and is a predicted model, not a curated record. NCBI's taxonomy places the organism in Eukaryota, Fungi, Ascomycota, Pichiomycetes, Serinales, Debaryomycetaceae. Bases 1 to 297 code for a protein of 98 amino acids. Gene Ontology annotation, biological process: attachment of spindle microtubules to kinetochore. The transcript has a single exon.
AUGUCGGAUAAUUCUUUAAAUAAGGAAAAUCUACAGUCUGCAAGUAGUAAUACCAACACUACUUAUAACACGCCACAACACCAUGAACAACAACAACAACCUUCUAAUAGCAACACACAAAGAAAACUAUCACAUCUAAAUUCACAAAUGGCUCAACUUAAUGCUAAUCUAUGUGAUUUUAAUGAUUUAUUAAGUAUAACAUGUAAUCAAUUUCAAAGUAUUGAAAAAUUAGGGAAAAUUCAUGCAAGUAUAUUUAUGGCUUGUCAUGGUGUAUUUGAAGAUGAAAACUUCAACUAA